Messenger RNA from Polistes dominula (European paper wasp), 1654 nucleotides. RefSeq names its product Ring finger and CHY zinc finger domain containing 1 (gene Rchy1). Lineage: Eukaryota; Metazoa; Arthropoda; Insecta; Hymenoptera; Vespidae. Gene Ontology annotation, molecular function: zinc ion binding; ubiquitin protein ligase activity. Gene Ontology annotation, cellular component: nucleus. The record is from RefSeq and is a predicted model, not a curated record. Gene Ontology annotation, biological process: protein ubiquitination; ubiquitin-dependent protein catabolic process.
UGCGAAUUGAAUGACGACAGUGGCGUCGUUAUCGUUAUUUAUCUAUAUCAAUGACUAUACAAAUUCUUUCUCUUUAAAUAUGAAACCUUCUGUACAGUGAACAAUAUUUGUAUUGUGUAAAACGUCAAAGUUAUAAGUUUUUAUUAUAUAAGGAAUAUAUUGUGAUAUACACUCUCUUAAUAGUAUUGUGUAUUUUAUUGCUAUAAAAAAAAAGAGAAAGAAAUAAGGUGUAGGAGGGAGGAAGAAAGAAAAAGAGAGAGAGAGAGAGACGUGUAGAAAUACAGUAAGGAAAAAAUACAAGUUAAUAGGUGUGUAGGAGACAAGUAAAGGAAGAAAUGGAGGAAAAGAUAUAGGGAGCAUAUUAAUUAAGCAAAGAAACCGUGAUCCAUCAUCGAGGCGUGGAAGUCGGUGGUGGAAGAUCUGCUGGAUAGGAAAACGACGGAGGAGCAGGUCGAUGAAGAAGAAGAAGAGGAAGAGGAGCAAGAGGAAAAAGAGGAAGUAACGCAAUGGAGAAUAGCGAAAAAGUGCGUGUUGUGGAGAACAUUGAUGGCGAGGCCGCGUCGUCUAGCGAUAAUUCUGAGAGAGAGGAAAAUUCGACGCGUUCUGAAAAGGCACAUCGUGCAUCACCUUCGGAAGAGAAUCCUUCUAUUACUUCCACAGAUGAAAGUCGUACUUCGAUCUCGGCAGACGAGUCGACUGCAACAUCCGAGGAUGAUUACGGCUGUGAGCACUAUAAACGAAAAUCGAAGUUUGUGACACCUUGCUGCAAUAAGGUUUAUACAUGUCGGUUUUGUCAUGAUGAACAGGAAACACAUACUGUGAAUAGAAAAGAAGUAACAGAAUUAAUAUGUGUUCUUUGCGAUACUCGUCAACCUGUACAGGCUACCUGUCAAAACUGUCAUUGCCAUUUUGGAAAAUAUACCUGUUUAGAAUGCAAUCUUUUCGAUGAUGAAGAUAAAAAUCAAUACCACUGCGAUGGUUGUGGAAUAUGCAGAGUUGGUGGACGGGAUAGAUUUUUUCAUUGUGCCAAGUGCAAUAUGUGUCUCCCUAUUCAGCUACAAAAUGGUCACACGUGUGUGGAAAAUGUAUCACAUGCAAACUGUCCCGUUUGUUUAGAGGAUAUUCACACAAGUCGGAUUCCUUGUCAUAUCCCAGGUUGCGGGCACUUGCUUCAUCGAACUUGUUUUGAGGAAUUGUUACAUUUUGGUCAUUAUGCUUGUCCUACGUGUCAGGUAUCUCUUUUAGAUAUGACAGACCUAUGGAGAUUUCUUGAUAUGGAAGUAUCUUUAACACCAAUGCCAGAAGAAUAUAGGGAUUAUAAGGCAGAUAUUUUAUGUAAAGAUUGUCACGAGGAAUCUACUGUGAAAUAUCAUGUUGUUGGAUUAAAAUGUUUGAAUUGUGGUAGUUAUAAUACCUGCAGAGUUAAGGGAUCUCCUUCACCUGAUGAUAACACUUUAGACGAGGCAGCUGGUGGUAGCAGUACAGGUGACAUGGAACAGUCUCAGAGAUAGAGUUUUAAGUAUUAAAGGAUAAAUUUAUUAAUUUACAAUAGAAUGCGGAACAGAAUUAAUGAGAAAACUUUGGAACGCAAUUUGAAUCAGUGUUUCUUAAAUGCAUUUUUUAAUAUAUUCCAUUUUUGUGAUGUUUAAUGAUA